GGAAUGCACCUACACUUUCUUCCUCACUGACGGUCACAGCUGUCGCCGUAUUGCCUCUGCCUAUAUAUCUUCCUCACCUCUUCCUCUCCCAAGCACGCCUUGAAUCGUCUCUUCCACCGGUUGGCACAGACAAAGAAGCAGCAAAUCCAAUCCCAUCGCUUCCUUCUUCAAUCAUCCAUAACACACGCCUUACCCAAUCCAUGCUUCUUUUUCUUCUUCUUCAGUGACACUUCUUCAUCUUCCUCUUUGUCUCUUCCUUUGUUCUUGUCUCCAAGCAAUCAUUCCCCUACCCCAAACGCUAUCUCCUCCUCUGCUAUUAAAACCAGAAGCCAAAACAAGGAGAUGAAGGAGAGAGCGGCCAUGGCUCCCCUCCGCUUCUACUUCUUCCUCUCCUUGCUCGGCUGCUUCUGCGACUGUUCGAUUUCUCUUGCAGAGCUCAGGAAGAAGACUUACAUAGUCCACAUGGCCAAGGCACAGAUGCCGGCGGCCUUCGCAGAGCACAGUCGCUGGUAUGACGCUUCGCUGCGCUCGGUAUCCGACACCGCUGAGGUACUCUACACAUAUGACACCGUCGCCCACGGAUUCUGCGCCCGGCUCACCCCCGCGGAGGCGCGCGCGCUCGAGGACCUCCCCGGUGUGCUCGCAGUCCACCCCGAGGUUCGCUAUGAGCUCCACACCACCCGUACGCCGGAGUUCCUCCACCUCGACCGCACCGACGCGCUGAUACCGCAAUCCAACACCGAGAGCGACGUCAUCGUCGGGGUGUUGGACACCGGCGUCUGGCCCGAGAGCAGGAGCUACGAUGACGCCGGGCUCGGCCCCGUCCCCGCGAGCUGGAGGGGUGAGUGCGUGGAAGCGAAGGACUUCACGGCCGCCGCUUGUAACCGUAAGCUGGUCGGUGCCCAGUUCUUCUCCAAGGGGUAUGAGGCCGCCACGAAUCCGAUUGACGAGUCCAAGGAGUCGAAGUCGCCACGCGACGACGACGGCCACGGCACACACACCUCUUCCACCGCCGCUGGAUCCACCGUCGCCGGAGCCAAUCUGCUGGGCUACGCCGCCGGCACCGCCCGCGGCAUGUCGACUCGCGCACGCAUCGCCGUAUACAAGGUCUGCUGGCUCGGCGGGUGCUUCAGCUCCGACAUACUCGCCGCCAUGGACAAGGCCGUGGAUGACGGGUGCGGUGUCCUUUCGCUGUCCCUUGGCGGCGGCACGACGGACUAUUUUCGCGACAGCAUAGCCAUCGGAGCCUUCAAUGCCGUGGCUAAAGGGGUUGUGGUGUCUUGCUCCGCAGGCAAUGGCGGCCCCUCUAGUUCCACCCUCUCCAACGAGGCGCCGUGGAUCACCACCGUUGGAGCCGGCACGAUCGACCGCGACUUCCCCGCCUACGCUGUGCUCGGAGACGGAAAGAACAUAACCGGUGUCUCUCUCUACAGCGGAAAGCCUCUGUCUUCCUCGCCCUACCCCUUCAUUUACGCCGGGAACGCCACCAAUGCCACCAACGGCAAUCUCUGUAUGCAGGGAACGCUUCUCCCGGACAAGGUUUCGGGAAAAAUCGUCCUAUGCGAUCGCGGCAUCAAUGCGCGCGUUCAGAAGGGUUUCGUCGUGAGGGACGCCGGAGGAGCCGGUAUGAUCCUGGCCAACUCCGCUGCCAACGGGGAGGAGCUCGUUGCCGAUGCACACAUCCUCCCAGCCACUGGCGUCGGGCAAAGGGAUGGGGACGUCAUCAAGUCCUACCUUUUCUCAGAUCCGAACCCGACGGCCACAAUCGCGAUCGGCGGAACCAAGGUUGGCAUCACGCCGUCGCCGGUGGUGGCUGCGUUCUCCUCUCGCGGGCCGAGCGCCAUCACUCCCGACAUCCUGAAGCCGGACAUCAUCGCACCUGGGGUGAACAUCCUUGCCGCCUGGACGGGGAAGGUCGGGCCGACGGGGCAGGCGGCAGAUCGGCGGCAAACGGAUUUCAACAUCAUCUCCGGCACCUCCAUGUCGUGCCCCCACAUCAGCGGCCUGGCAGCGCUCCUCAAGGGGGCAUACUCGGACUGGAGCCCUAGCGCCAUCAAAUCGGCCCUCAUGACCACCAGCUACUCCGUUUACCCUAACGGCGACAAAAUCUUCGACGUCGCCACCGGCCGCGCGGCCACGCCCUUCGAUUUAGGGGCCGGCCACGUGGAUCCACCCAAAGCUCUCGACCCUGGCCUCGUCUACGACAUAACCACCGACGACUACAUCGACUUCCUAUGCGCCCUCAAUUACACGAUGCUCCAGAUUCAGGCCGUCUCCCGGCAGCGAAACGUCACCUGCGACAGCAAGACGAUCUACUCGGUGUCUGAUCUCAACUACCCCUCGUUCUCGGUGGCAUUCGAGACGGCGAGUGGCGCGGGAGGCGGCGGCUCAUCGAAGACGACAACGGUGAAGCACAAGCGCACGCUGACCAACGUGGGGGCGCCGGGGACAUACAAGGCGACAGUAUCGGCCCCGGAAGAGGUGAGUGUGGAGGUGUAUCCGCAGGAGUUGAGUUUCGCGAGCUCGGGGGAGAGGAAGAGCUACACGGUGAGCUUCUCCGCGGCGUCGCAGCCGUCAGGCUCCGCCGCGUUCGGCCGCCUCGUGUGGUCCGACGGGCAGCACGUGGUCGCCUGCCCUUUGGCAUUCACGUGGACUUAAAUAUUCGGGACAAGGCGGCUCUCCAAAAUGGACGGUCGUGAUGGCAAGCAGGGCAUGGAUCACCGAUCCGGCGCUCGAUGCUUUAUAAAACAAGUGGAAGCGUUUACUUCAUGUGGUUUUAUAAAAUUUACAUUAUGCUUGUUGUGUUUUUAGAUCAAAAUUGUUUUUUCCGUCUUCUAUAAAAGAAAAAAAAGGUGAAAAGUACCAAUUGUGAAUAAUUAUUUUAUAAAUAAGAAAUUUGAUUUGAAA
This is a messenger RNA of Zingiber officinale, 2907 nucleotides long. RefSeq names its product subtilisin-like protease SBT1.7. The coding region runs from base 343 to 2658 and encodes 771 amino acids. The record is from RefSeq and is a predicted model, not a curated record. Gene Ontology annotation, biological process: proteolysis. Gene Ontology annotation, molecular function: serine-type endopeptidase activity. The transcript has a single exon. Lineage: Eukaryota; Viridiplantae; Streptophyta; Magnoliopsida; Zingiberales; Zingiberaceae.